Lutzomyia longipalpis is the source of this 1882-nucleotide messenger RNA. Its product is annotated as intraflagellar transport protein 74 homolog. The transcript is spliced from 5 exons. Bases 1 to 1788 code for a protein of 595 amino acids. Gene Ontology annotation, cellular component: intraciliary transport particle B; cilium; centrosome. NCBI's taxonomy places the organism in Eukaryota, Metazoa, Arthropoda, Insecta, Diptera, Psychodidae. Gene Ontology annotation, molecular function: beta-tubulin binding. Gene Ontology annotation, biological process: intraciliary transport involved in cilium assembly; cilium assembly. The record is from RefSeq and is a predicted model, not a curated record.
AUGGAAGAUUUCUCACGUCCACCAUCAAGUGCAGUGCCCACGGGGACUCCCUUGGGGCCCCUUCGUCCUGGAACAGCUUUCCGGCCCCCAUCGUCAAUUCGUAGUGGAACUGCAAGUAGAUUGGCAGCAGCUGCUAGUUCAAUGGGGCCACCACCAACUGCAAGUGCUCAGAGGAUUGGAACUCUUGGAGUAGCUGGAGCCGCCAUGUUGGAGCGUCCAAUUACACAACAUGGCCUAAGUGGUCUCUCAACAGCAAGUGGACGCGUGGGUACAGCUGCAGGGCAGCGACAAGUUAAAGAUCGCCGCUACUGGCAGGGAGUUGUGCAGAUGAAAAUUCAGGAAAUCUCCCUGGAAGCUGAGAGACUUGCGCGCGAUAAGAAAACCCUCGAAAGGGAUCAAUCGGCGAGGAAGAUGUACGAAAAGCGCAUCAAGGAAUCCGCGAAAGAGCUCUCAAAUCUCCAAGCUCAGCUAACGGAUAUGAAUCUCGCCCUGGAUGGCUAUAGUUCGGGAUUUUCUCGGCAGCAGAUGCAGAGUGAAGCAUCUGGAAUACGGGAGCGCAAUGAAAGCGUCCAGACGCAGCUUGAGGGACUUUUUACACAGCGACAGGCCAGGGAGGAGGCUAAUCGUCGCUUGGAGGAAGAUAUCGCACGGGAGCGUCACAAAGUGACCGAGAUGAUCUACGCAUUGGCUCCGGCGGAGCAGCAGCAGUACCGGGAGCUGCAGUCACUAUCUGAGGAGCUUAAGGGUAAGACAGCAGCACUGCAUGAUGAUAUUGAAGCUGUAACGAAACAACGUGAUCGAAUGAUGGCUAGUUUGGCAUCAUCACAACCACGUUUGGAAGCUUUUAGGCUCCAAAGCAAAUUGGCGGGAUUGCUGGCCAAACGGGCUAGUCUUCGUGAUGAAGAGGCAACGAGGCUAUCUCCUGCACAGGAAAGGGAGAAACUCAUUACGGAGGUAAGAGCCAACAAUCAAGCCCUGACAAGCCUUUCGCGUCAACUGAAGUUGACGGAAGAUCAGCUGAAUGAGAAACGGGAACUUCUUUUGCAAGUUGAGCAUGAUCUUGAGGAAGGAAAUAGCGACAGGCACGCCAAGUAUCGCGAACUAAAGAGACGCGAUGAAACAAUGACGGCUUUCCUUGACACCUUCCCUCAGGCUAUGUCGCAGCAGAAGCAAAAAAUUGAGACCCUGAAGAAUCAGAUUGCUUAUGCCAUUGAACAAAUGACUCUGCAAGGGAUUAAUCUGAGAGGUUUAGCCCGCGAUGGACGUGGCGAUAUAUUUGGAGAAAGGAAUGAUCUAACAUCGCAAGGAGGACUACUGAAGGAAUACAAAAAGCUCAGUAUUCAGCUUCGUCAACUUCAGAUUCUUGAGAAGAGAACUCAAGAUCAACAUGGCGCACUGAAGAAGGAAGAGAUGGAGCUUUCUGAGGAGAUAUCAAAAUUCUCUAAUUUAGAUAGCCUUCGCAGUGAGGCAGCGGAAAAUAUGUCGGAGUUAACGUCACGUUUAGAGGAGUUGCGUAACAAAAAACGCGUAACAGAAGGCGUCCUUGAGGAGUCAAGGAAGCGUUCUCGUGAGAUAAAAGAGAGCCUCCGCAGCAAUGAAACUUACCGUCAAAUUGCUCAUUUGGAGGAAAAACUAACAGAUUUGAGGAAAGAAAGUAAAAUGCUCCGUGGAGCCGUUGAGGAAAAUCGCAAGGAGUUCAACUACGCCGAUCUCAAGAGAACAGCCAUGGAGAAUUUGGGCGUUGUCAUGAAAUUUCUCACAGAUAAUUCAUCAAAUUUAUAUAUUUAAUUCAUCUUAAUUCUUGCACCGUGUAUUUGUAAUUUUAUCCUUGAUGUAGUUGGAUUACUUGGAAGACAUCCAGGCUUCAAUUUCAGCAACACUU